GAGAGAGAGAACUUGAUUGCCUCCCAAUCAGUGAUCUCUUGUUUAGUCAGUCGGUGCUGCUGUCGGUGUACCGGAUGGGUGUGAAAGCGGCUCAGAGACGCGCUGGGACUCGAACCAGGAGUCAGAAGUGUCCCUCCAUCCGAGCUGCAAACAUGAGGCUGCUGCUCCACUUGUGAUCCUUAUUUCCCCCUCCGCUACAUCUCUGCACAGCCUCACAUCUGCCUGACGUCGUUAUUUAACUCGCUGGGCUGUCAUGACCUCCACUGACAGCUCCAAAUGCCCAUCGGUGUUGGGGGACAGGAGACGCGGUCCUCUGGAUCAGCUCCCGCCGCCGGCCAACACCAACAAGCCGCUGACGCCCUUCAGCAUCGAGGACAUCCUCAGCAAGCCGUCCGUGAGAAGGAGCUACUCCCUGAGCGGGCCGGUGCACCUCCUCUCUCCCGGAGAAAAGGUGCCAACCGCGGGUCACAGCUUCUCCGGCCGGGCGCUGCUCAGCCAGACGUCUCCUCUGUGCGCCCUGGAGGAGCUGGCGAGCAAAACGUUCAAGGGCCUGGAGGUCAGCGUGCUGCAGGCUGCCGAGGGCCGAGACGGUCUGACGCUCUUCGGUCAAAGGAACACACCGAAAAAACGUCGGAAAUCCCGCACGGCUUUCACCAACCACCAGAUCUACGAGCUGGAGAAGCGCUUCCUGUACCAGAAGUAUCUGAGCCCGGCGGACCGGGACCAGAUCGCUCAGCAUCUGGGUCUGACCAACGCUCAGGUCAUCACCUGGUUUCAGAACCGGCGGGCGAAGCUCAAGCGGGACCUGGAGGAAAUGAAAGCCGACGUGGAGUCCGCCAAGGCCGCGGGCGCUGUGGCUUUCGAGAAGCUCUCCAAGCUGGCCGAGCUGGAGAAGUGCGCGGCUGGAGGUCUGGGAGGGAGGAUGGUUCCUCCACCGGCAGACACCGAGCGAGACGUGCUCUCCUCGGGGUCGCAGCACGACACCAGCCUCGGCCCGAGCAGGCCGCGCAUGUCCGCUCCAUCCCCGGCCCCAUCCAUGUGCACAGACCGACUGAGCAGCAAGCGUUUCUCUGAGGAUGAAGAUGAGGAGAUAGACGUGGAUGACUGAAAUAACGGGCUGUCAGUGGCACACAAGGACAGUGACCAGUUUUAGCUGACAGCAAUUCUGGAUUUUUUUCAGAAGUCAGUGGUGAUGAGAGAGAAGCCAUCCUGUGGGACUUUUACCCUCAGAACACGUGUGAUGGGUUCACGUGCAAACAGAUCAACAGAGACAUGCAGAAUGAUCUACACUACCAAUCAAAAGCUUGGACACACCUUCUCAGUCAAGGCUUUUUAUUAAAAUAUUUUAUACAUUGUAUAAUAAUAAUAAUAAUAAUAAUAAUAAUAAUAAUAAUAAUAAUAAUAAUAAUUAGGGAUGUCCAGUAAUAUCGGCCCACCGAUAUUAUCGCCGAUAUUGGCAUAAAAAACUAAUAUGGGUCAAUGUCCUUAUAGUUUAUUUUCCUAUCAUGAAAACCGAUAAAAUAAUGCCUGGAUUUCAUUGGCAUUUACUCAUAGAGGGAGAAGGGAGACUGUGAACUGUUGUCUGAGACAAUUAAAAAUAAAUAGGGCAUUUUUCCUUAACUUCAGUUGAAAUAGUUUUCUUAUUUUGCACAGACAACGUUUAAAUUUGGAAAGUUUUGUUUCAUUUGAGAAUGCAUGCAGUGGGGAAUCACAAUAAAAUUAGUCAUAAUGUGUUAAUUCCACAACAGGAGAUAUGUGAUGUUAUCUGAAAUGAGUUAAAUAGCCCACAUAUAUCGGUUGAUAUCGGAAUUGGAAAUUGCGAGUUGGACAAUAUGGGUUAUUGGCAAAAACAAACAAACAAAAAAAAAACUAUCGGACAAUACAUUUUCUUUAUCUAGCACUUUUCAUUUAAAGAAAUCUCAAAGUGCCACAAACACACAGUAAAAAGAAACAGUACAAACACUUAAAAUUGAAAUUUUAAAACGAGUCCUUAAAGUUCACAGAAUCUUUAAAAAGGAAGGAGCCACUGUCUGUGAGGUCCUGAAGUUAAUACUGCAGACAUCAAAACUAUUUAAAAAAUACAUAUCGAAUUACGUUGUAAACAAAAAAAGUGUCCAUCCUCAGUAAAACAAAACAAUACAAAUAAUAAAAAGCAUUGAAUGAGAAGGUGUGUCCAGACUUGUGAUUGGUUGUGUAAAUGCAGGUGCAACACACACACACCAGUUUAUGUGAUCAGAAAUAUUUCACAGCAUGAUUUAUUCAUGUCCUUUUCCUCUCCACAGCUGAAAGGCCUCUAGAAUCAUUUUAUAAGCUCGCUCCACUUGUUUCCAGCCUUUUGAUAUCGCUCUGAAUUGAUAAUCACGCACAGAUAAACGUGCAGCAGCUUGUAAUAAUCCACGAUUUAAUAUAUUUCUAACGCUUUGCUACACCCUUUAAGUGCCUUUAUCACAUAGCCCACAGAAAGCAUAAACCUGUACAAAUUGUAAUGUAAAUAAAACCUUUUCAAAUG
Messenger RNA from Acanthochromis polyacanthus (spiny chromis), 2509 nucleotides. RefSeq names its product ladybird homeobox 1a (gene lbx1a). The record is from RefSeq and is a predicted model, not a curated record. The coding region runs from base 254 to 1108 and encodes 284 amino acids. Gene Ontology annotation, molecular function: DNA-binding transcription factor activity, RNA polymerase II-specific; DNA binding. Gene Ontology annotation, biological process: regulation of DNA-templated transcription. The transcript is spliced from 2 exons. NCBI's taxonomy places the organism in Eukaryota, Metazoa, Chordata, Actinopteri, Pomacentridae.